Messenger RNA from Hydra vulgaris (swiftwater hydra), 1819 nucleotides. RefSeq lists its product as uncharacterized. The record is from RefSeq and is a predicted model, not a curated record. NCBI's taxonomy places the organism in Eukaryota, Metazoa, Cnidaria, Hydrozoa, Anthoathecata, Hydridae.
AGGCUGCUGGAACAAGAUAGAAAAAUGAUUCUUGUCUACGUCAAUAUUUGGGAUCUGGAAAAGAGUUGCCAACAGCUGAACUGCAAACACUGAGAGAUGUCCUAAGAUAUGGUACUUUUUUAAGAGAAACAAGCAAACUAAACAGAAGAAACUAUAGUAAUUCUGAUUUGAUCCAGGAUAUUUAUGAUAAACUUUCAAAAAAAUUACAAAUUGCCAGUGUUUUAUUUGUGCCUCCCGUAAUUAUUUUAAAACAUAAUUGGUAACAAGACUUAAAGUUGCAUGGAACAAAGCUAUCCUGGUUUUUCAAAAAAGAACAAGUAAAUUUAUAAAACAAAAGUUUAAUUUAAUUAUUGACAAACUAUUUGAUUUGGUAGAGUGUAACUGUAAAAUAUCUCUUUGUUCUGAGCAAUGCUGUUCUACUGACUGUAAAGUUGGUGCCCACAUUACCUCCAAAUGAACUGGUUUAUAUAAAAGCCCAACGAGAAAAGAUUGGAUCUUUAAGUUCAUAUCAACUUGGGCCUGCUGAUUUGAUGGAGUCCAAAAAGUUCAAAAAAGUACAAAGUUGCAAACGAAGAAGAGAAGAAGAAAAAAUAAAUGAGAGAAAAAAAACACACUAAUCAAAAAGAAAAUAAUACGCAGUAUGAACAAGAUAACGAACAUGAAAAUUAUGAAUAGAAAUCUAAUGAAAAUGAGAUUUUUUCUAUUCAAAAGCCUUGUACAAAAUAUUUGAAAAAAAUCUAGAAAUUAUGAAGAUAUCUCUAAUAUUGCAUUAGCCAGUAUUCGAUAUGGUGUUGGUUUAAGAGCAACUGCAGCCAUAGCUACUGCAGCAUGGGUAGAUGGAGGAGCUUACUUGAUGAAGCAACCAAUCUUGAAAUUAACCCUUUUUUUAGUAGAGUGGAAACUGGUGAGCCUCUAAUUAACUUGAGUAAUAAUGUGGUUAAAGACCUUUCAACAGAUCAGUAUUAUGGCUAUCAAAUAGUUAAAGCUAUACGCAGUGGUCAUGUUUCUCAGCAACUAGGACUUCUGGAAAUUGGCCCUGUUAACAUGGCCAGAUGGCUAACAACAGCCAAUAGAAUAUGUAGAAUUUGGGUAUCUCAUCAUGGUCUUCAAGGCGAUGCAGCCCAAAACCUUCUUAUUCUAGUCGAGUUUAUUGUAGGAGUGUACUUUCCUGUCUGGUUUAACAUCAAAGUUAAAUAUAAUUGGACAGAAGGACCAAAACAUGUUCUUUACCAGCUUAAGUUGCUUCAACACCAGUCACUCGAUAUUCAAAAUAUGGUCAUUCCAACUAUUAAGCGAUCUGCUUGGUAUGCCUUCUCUGAAUCUAUUCUUCAAACUAUGCUUUGUUCUGAAAAUAAAGAGGAGAGAGAUUUCAGUGUAAACAAAAUUCUUGAAAUAAGAGGAGAAGGUGAUAAAAAUGUACAACUUGGAGAUCUAUCUGUUAGACCAAGAAGGACACCAGGUAUCAAUACUAAAGCAAUUUGUCUCAAGGACCUUAUUGAUUGGAAUGAAGCUUUUGAACCACCUUUGACUUGUUGCAUGACAACUAAAGACAUCAAAGAGUAUUUUUUUAAACCAAUGAUUGUACCAAACUGGUGUUGCCACACUCAAGCUGUCAAAAGAUGUGUAAAAAAAGUUACCCAGGCUUGCGAAAAUGUUUUUACAGAAGAUAGAAGAGAUGGUUGGAUUAAAGGACAAGAGUUGUCACAGAAGUUGAUGUCACGAAAUCUAUCUAAACAAAACCUUAUUGGCUUGACAAUGUUUAAGAAUUAAUCUUUAUUGUACUUUAUUUUAAUGUGCCAGUAGAUGUUUUGUGGAUCUA